AUGGACGUGUCAGGGCUGAAGCGGCCUCAUCCCGCGGAAGAAGACAAUAAUACAAAGAAAAGAUCUCGUUCCAACAAUGGCUCUCCUUUACCUGCCCAAGGGGCGCCUGCCACAGGUAAGGUUGAUAUUGAAAAGAUGGUGGCCGAAGCGAGAGCAAAAGCAGAAGCUGUGCGCGCUAGAUUGCAGGCUGCGAGAGGAGGAUCUUCGACCCUUACACCCACCUCUUCAAGCCCAACUCCUACCCCGCCCGCUGCUAGUCCAGCAAUGUCUAGAUUAGAACAGAUGAAAGCUCGAGUGGCAGCAGCUACCGGAAGAGCCAACACGGCAGUGCAGGAACGAUCCUCGGCACCAAUACCGACCCCUCAGCCGCCGCCAUUUGAUGAUGAUGAUGGUUCGUCACGAGCUCGAGGUGGUUUGGAUGUGGGCCUGCAUCCAGCUCUACUUUCGGACACGGUUGAUUUUCGCGGGGGUAAGGGUCGGCAGUCAGCACAAUCGAAACGUCGAACAGAGUCUCCUAUGGCUGGUGGAAGGCAAGAUCGCGCGGGUCUUGAUCUCUCUGGGCCUUCUCUGGAAGAAAUCAAGAGUAACCCUUACUACGAUCCAAAUCUGGGCCCGAAAGCAACUGUUGCAAGGCCCCGACAUUCGCGCCAGUUGCUGUUCAACCAAAAGGGGAAGUAUAUACAGCAGGCGGCUGCUUUGCGUCGGCAAGCUCAAUUGGAAGCCAUGAAGAAGCGAAUUGCAGAACGAGCACGACAGGCUGGUCUGGAUGAAGACUUGGAUGUUGAAAAGGCUUUCCUUGUCCCCGCCCCACCAGCGAUUGAAUGGUGGGAUGAAGGUUUGGUCAAUGGAGAGGACUAUUCGGCCAUUGAAGACGAAGGCAACCUCAAGAUUGACACCCCCGACUCUAUAGUAACUCUCUACGUCCAGCAUCCUGUUCUCCUUGAUCCCCCUCAGGACAAACAUAUGCCAGAACAGAAGCCCAUGUAUCUCACGCCUAAAGAGCAAGCCAAGAUUCGUCGCCAGCGGCGAAUGGCUGAUCUCAAAGAAAAACAGGCCAAAAUCCGCCUGGGACUUGAGCCAGCACCUCCACCUAAAGUCAAGAAGUCUAAUCUCAUGCGCGUUCUUGGUGAACAAGCAGUCAAAGAUCCAACCGCCGUUGAAGCACGCGUGACCCGAGAAAUUGCAGAGCGCCGUGCUAAUCACGAAGCAGACAAUGAAGAACGUAAACUGACCAAGGAGGAACGCCGGGAAAAGCUUGCUAGGCAACAGGAGAAGGAUGCCGAAAGGGGGAUCAUCAUGUCCGUAUAUAAGAUUGACUGUCUUGCCAAUGGGCGGAACCGUUUCAAGAUCAGCAAGAACGCAGAGCAGAACGCUUUGACUGGUGUCUGUGUCAUGCAUCCUCGAUUCAAUGUCGUGAUUGUUGAGGGGGGCUCCCACUCGAUCAACAACUACAGAAAGCUCAUGCUGAACCGGAUCGAUUGGACAGAAAAUGCGGGACCGAACGUCGUACGUGAGGGUAACCGCGAAGCUCAAGUGUCUUGGCUGGCUGCUGAAGAUGAGCAUACAGGCGACCUAAAAGAUCUCAGUGCCAACACUUGUAAUCUUUUGUGGGAAGGCCAAGUCAAGGCUCGAGCUUUCCGCAAAUGGCUGGGCGCUCGAGUCUGUGAGACCGACUCCCAAGCGAAGGAUACAUUAGCCCGAGCAAAGUUGGAGAAUUUCUGGACUCUCGCAAAGAGCACGAAGCAAACCGAGCCAUAA
Molecule: messenger RNA, 1758 nt
Organism: Aspergillus tanneri
Lineage: Eukaryota; Fungi; Ascomycota; Eurotiomycetes; Eurotiales; Aspergillaceae
Product: U4/U6-U5 snRNP complex subunit PRP3
Exons: 1
Coding region: 1-1758 (585 amino acids)
Biological process (GO): mRNA splicing, via spliceosome
Cellular component (GO): U4/U6 x U5 tri-snRNP complex
Source: RefSeq, a predicted model, not a curated record